AUGGGUGGUGGCAGGACUGGUGGCGGUGGUACUACUGUCACAUGCAGAACGACAAAUAAUCCCACGGUACUACGAGUAGUAGUUGUGGGUGGUGGUGGUGUCGGUAAAUCGGCACUUACCAUACAAUUCAUUCAGCAAUAUUUCGUGCAAGACUAUGAUCCGACCAUUGAAGAUUCAUACACAAAGCAAUGUUUUGUUGACGAGGAUCUCUGUAAAAUGGAGGUACUCGACACGGCUGGGCAGGAAGAGUUCUGCACGAUGCGUGAGCAAUAUCUCCGUUCCGGCAAUGGUUUCCUCAUCGUAUUCGCCGUUACCGACAGAAACAGGUCAGAGAGUGUGUCAUUAGGUUCUUUUAUUGAUUUAUCAUUAUUUCGUCAUUACAUCUAUGUCUUGUUCUGCUCAUUGAAUCGUUUCCCAUGUCCAUGCAUAUGA
Haemonchus placei is the source of this 432-nucleotide messenger RNA. NCBI's taxonomy places the organism in Eukaryota, Metazoa, Nematoda, Chromadorea, Rhabditida, Trichostrongylidae. The record is from the annotation of a GenBank genome assembly.